AUGGCCACAGGUUCGCUGGCUAAUGUCGUCUACCAGACACCCUACAAUUUCCGUGGCUUGAUCACAAUCGGUAAAGUCAUCAUUGUUAUCGAUCUGAUCAUGUUCGUAUUCUUCACAGCCUUGAUAAUGAGACGAUUCAUUGUGGCACAUAGUUCCUUAGGCAUUCAUUCAUCCGUCCCGGCGAAGCCUUCUUUGUGGGAACAUUCUGGGUCUCGGUCAGACUUAUUCUCCAAGGUAUGCUUUUGGGUGACCUGCAGCUUUACCCUGCUCUUUGCGAUUUUUCAGUACGACCUCCUGUUCGUCACUCAAAGGAUCAACAUCCAAGGAAUGACGCCUGCCUGGAUCUUACCCAUGUAUCCGCUCAUAGUCACAGGACGACUGGCUGGGGUGAUUCUUCAACAUCAACAGCCUCCCGCCGGAGUCCCUGUCUUUGUUGCCGGAGUCACUUUCCAAGGCCUAGGGUGGUUGGUCACUGCCCUCCUUUACGCGAUUUGGGUUAUUCGUCUAUUCUCUGCCGAACUCCCAGUACCGUCUCUGCGCCCUGGCAUGUAUGUCGCAGUAGGCCCGGCAGCAUAUCCCGCUGCGGGCCUAGUCAUUCUCUCCGAACGAGCAACGUCCGUCCUCCCCGUUGACUUUCUGGGUGUCCAGACUGUCUCUGCACCUGAGAUUCUCCGCGCAACGGGCAGCAUUGCAGGGAUCUUCCUCUGGCUGCUUGCGUUCUAG
Molecule: messenger RNA, 723 nt
Organism: Cladophialophora psammophila CBS 110553
Lineage: Eukaryota; Fungi; Ascomycota; Eurotiomycetes; Chaetothyriales; Herpotrichiellaceae
Exons: 2
Coding region: 1-723 (240 amino acids)
Biological process (GO): malate transmembrane transport
Cellular component (GO): membrane
Molecular function (GO): malate transmembrane transporter activity
Source: RefSeq, a predicted model, not a curated record